CAGGAACUUCCAUAUGCUGCAGGUGCAGCUGUAAAAAGGAAACAAACAAACAAAAAAACACCUCUUCCUCAGGUGGAUGGAUGGCAUAUAUCUUAGCAUGUGAAACUGGGGCUGGAGUCCAAGAGUUCAAUGCUUACCCACCUCCUCUGCCAGGCACUAUUAUGUGGCCAACAAACUGCACAAGUGUACAGCGUCUGGGCAGAAAGGGUAUGAGAGCCUUCCAAUGAUGGCAGAAGACAUUAAGAAACAUGAGGGCAACUUUAAUAAGGAGAAUAAUGGGAAACAGGGAGUAAUGGGUAGUUUUGUCUUAUGACUUUCUAAAUAAAAGAAGCCUUCUGAAUCAAGUCAAAAUCACUUACCACUCUGUGGUGACUUCUUUUCCCUCUCAGGGGAUCACUUCUAAAAGCUGAGACAAGGAGCAGUUUUUACAUUUACACGGAGAUGUAUGUACUAUAUCACUAUUCCUGAGGUGGUCUGCACUUAAAUAGAGGCAAGAAAAUUAAACAUUAAGUAAUCAGUUUUGUCUGAUCACUGCUCUAUCCCCAACACCUAGAACAAUGCCUGACAUACAUUAAAUGAAACUCUAAUCCUAGACUGUCAGUCAUUGAGCAUCUGGAAAUACACCAAGAUGUUCUCUUGCUUUCAAGAUUCCAUAGAUCAAAUUAGUCAUCAAAAACUACUUUUCUUUUAAGCACUUCAUAGGCAAUAGGUCUCAGCUUUCUUACAAAAUACCAUCACUAUAAAUACUACUCAAAUACCAAUUAUUUAAAACUUCCAUUGCACAUCAUGAGCUAUUUGUCAACUGGCAAUAAAACGCCUCUAAGCCAAAUGUUUUUAUGUAAGGAUGCAGCUUUCCAAACUGUACUUGAUACAGUACUUGAUAGACAAACAAAAAAAAAAUUGUGGCAUAGUUGUAUUUAAACAUUAUUUUAUGCUUUUUAAAUUUUAUACAUGGGUUGUCAUAACAGUGUAUUAUUUAUAAUAUUUGAAUGUAUCAUCUUCCUCCAAAGAUCUCAGAACACCUUUGGUGAGUAAGGAAUAGUCCUCCACACCUCUGGUGAAGUAGGUAUGCUGUAACAUAUUUCCAUUAUAGCUGGAUCACAUGUGAGUCAGUGGCAGGGCUGCAUUAUUUACUCAUGAAAAUUUCCUUCCCAGCUCUAACCAUUAGAGUAUUGCCUACACAUUCAUUCAUUCACUCACUCAUUCCUUCCUUCAUUCAAAAAUUCAUUUGAUGCAGUUUGCUAGCCACUUAGGCUCAAGUCCCUAUUUCCUUACUGCAUCAUAUGAAUAUUACAAUCUGUUAAAAAUUCUCAUAAUAUUUAAAAUUUAGAGCAGAGAUUUUUCUGCACAUGGUAAUUAAUCCUGUUUCAUAGUGGCAUACCUACUAGUGUGUCACAUGCAUACUAAGGAAAUGACUGAAAUACAAAAAAAUUUAAAGAUAUACUUCUCAUUCUUAAGUUAUGGAUGUUAAUCACAUGUCUCUAAGGCCUUUUUUUUUUUUAAUAUUUGCCUGGUGCGGCUAAAUAGCUGUGUUUUCUGUGUCUAAUUAGAAGUUUCCGCUGUGUAUUACAGCUGAGUUGGUACAAGAUGUUCAAGACCAUGAAAAGAUGAAUGUAAUAGCUUCCUUGUGUCAUGGUCUGAAUUUUUUUUCCCUCAGUUCAUUUGUCCUUUUAAGUAAUCAUACUCUUUGUACCGGCUCUCAUCUGUAUUCACAGUGAUUGUUCUUGCCAAACCAUGCCUCCAGACUUGACUGUAUAAAUUAAAUUUCAUGCACGCAUAUGCAAGCCCUGUGCACUGCCUGUUAAACGAAGUAAUAUAAACAAAUUAAGGGCACAUUUUAACGAUCUUUGAGUUCCAUGUAACAGUGGUUUUUAGACAGUUUCCUACUGGGCACAGAAUUAGACACUGAUCCACAGAGGUCAUUUUCAGUGCGCGCCUCGCAAACCGGUCUGCUCAUUGAAUCCAGCCCCCUAACUGUGCAAGCUGCACUUUCUAUGAUUUUCUCCUUUGGCUCCCCGCCCCCUUGAAAGGGGCUGAUUCACCCCCAGCCCCCUCUGCUGGAGCUGGCGCGACCAAGCCGGCUGCGUGACAGGCUACACUUCCCAGCCCCGCCUCUGUGGUAACUGACUGAUCUCAUCGCCGCUCGUCACGACACGCGCUGCCUCGGCUGCACGCGGCGUAGCGUGAGAGGCGCCGGGGCAGCCGGCGCGCCCACCCCGAAGCCUUCGUGCGGACGCGCGCGGCCGCCCCUCUGAGGCCAGCGGUGCAGAAAGCUCAGCUGCUUGUCACCACCCCGCCGUCUUCAGGCUGCGAGAAACCGGCCUCCGGACGUCAGCUAAUAACCUGACCUCCCAAGCGGUGGCCUUCGUCCCUUCCGGCCUCGGCAUGCUCUGCCCCUCAUCGCCCCCUGACGCACAGCUGCCACCACCCCCAGCCCUCCUCCAGAGUCGGGAGGACGCAGGGUCGCUGGGGUCAGUCGCCCAGCAACGCCGCUCGCCUCCUUGCGCCCGCGCGCGCCGGAUUCCCGGCAGGCGGGACAUCCCCCCCUGCGCGCGCCCCUUCCCCGCGCCUCCCUCCGCGUAACACCGCAGUGGCUUCCGACCGAACGCCCGAGCAGAGCAGGCUGCGGUCAAGCGCCGGGACCGCGCGAGAAGCCGAGAAUGGUCCGCGAGGCAAGACCGAUUCUUUGCCCCGCCGCCCGAGCUCUUUGCUGUUACAGCAGGGGAGCUGGGCACUUUUCGGCGUUAAAAUGAGGGCGUCAGCCUUUGAGGCUCAACUCGGCGGCUGGGGCUGGGCGGAAUCAAGGAUUCCUCUCGGGAUUAAGCAGCCGGGUCGGCACGCGAGGCGGAAGCCCGGAACAGUCCAUUGGGACAUUCAUCACUGAAGAACUACAUCAUCAUUUUUAACAGCUGCACAGUCCUCUUGUUUGAUAAGUCAAUUUAUUUCAUUUUGGUAUUUCCAAUUUUUAAACAUUAUAAACAAGACUGUGAUGAACACUAAGUAUAUGUGCUAAUAAGAAAGAACUUUCCCAGAAGCUUCUGGCAGCCUUCUCUUGGAGUAUGUUUGGUCAAAAUUGGGUCAUAGGCUCAUUCCUGAUUUAAAUCACUGGAAAGGGAAAGUGGUCAAGAGAAUUGACCUAAUCUGAGCUCAUCCCUGGAGUUGGAAUGAUUCACGUGUGCUUAGGGGUGGAAGGAGGGGAGAGAAGGGUGGUAAGGUCUGGAUUCCUGAAAAAAAAGGAAAAAGGGGGAUCAGGUGUCCACCACUAGUAGUUUUGAACCUUUCAAGGUAUUUAAAACAUGAUGAAUGUAUUAAUUUUUUCACCCUAAAAGCAGUGUUUAAGAGUGCUAGUUGUGAAGCAGGGCUACUAUAAUUUUUUUUUCAUCUGUUUGAUAGAUCUGAUAAUAAUGUUUGAUUUUUUUUUAUCAGUAGUUCAUAAGAAACUAUCUUUAGGAUGAUUCACAACUCUUUAAUAACACUAAAAUAUUCUAUUAAUAGAGAUAUAACAAAAUGACAGGAAAAUUGCUCUAAUUUGAUUCAUAUAAAUUCCAUAGCCACCUAAAAUUAUAGGUUCAUCUCUAUAAAUGCAGAACAAAAUCACUCCUGCCAAUCACUUAUCAAGACAAAUGUUAGACUCUUAGAUGCUUCAUUAGAAUCAUGGAAAUCUCAGAAAUAAGCAGUAAUUUCAUUAAACAAGUUCUUUAAAAAGUUGUUUUUUUAAAUACAUAAGGCAGUUACCAAUUUUCAGUCUUUGAAUUCAUUAAUAAUUGUUAUAGGAUAGAUAUUGGAUGUUAAGAGGGUUUUUUUUUUGUUGUUGUUUUUGUUUGUUUUUCUGGCAGCACCCUUGGCAUGUGGAGAUUCCUGGAUCAGGGAUCAAACUCAUGUCAUAGCAGUGACAACGCCAGAUCCUUAACCUGCUGCACCACAAGUGAACUCCUUGAUGCUAAGUUUUAAAGAUCAAUCAGUGCCAUAUUUUUGGGUAUCAAAUUCAUUACGAGUUUUAAGUCAGUGCCACGAGAGCUUUAUUCUUCUUGUGUUUUUAAAUAUAUUUAUGAGAAUAAAUAAGUUCAGGGAUGUAAUGUACAGCAUGGUGACUAUAGUAAUAAUAGUAUACUGCAUGUUUGAAAGAUGCCAAGAGAAUAGAUCUUAAAAGCUCUCAUCACAAGAAAAAAAUUUGGUAUUUACAUGUGAUGAUGGAUGUCAAUUAGACUUGUGGUUAUUAUUUUACAAUAUAAAAAAAUACUGAAUCAUUCUGAUACCUGGAACUAAUGUUUUAUGUCAGUUAUAUCUCAAUUAAAAAUAAACAGAUUCAUACGACAAAUAUUUGGCACAUAGUACAUUUUUGGGUAAAGCUCUUAUGAGUAGUGAACAGGCCACAAGAGAAUGCAUUUACAAUCAUCAAAGGUUUCAUUAUAGUGCUUGACUUUUAGUAUUUAAGAGUAGGUAUUUAUUGCUUUAAGACCUAACUUGUCUUAUUGGAAAUUUUGUUCAAUAAUCAUAUUCUUAGGGCUAAAAAGAGUUCAGUACACAGAGUUCCCUGGUGGCUCAGUGGGUUAAGGAUCUGGCAUUAUCACUGCUGUAGAUCAGGUCACUGCUGUGACGUGGGUUCCAUCCUUGGCCCAGGAACUUCUGCAUGCCAUGGGGUGCAGCCAAGAAAAAAAAAAAAGAGUUCAGUACACAAUAUGUUCUUGCACACAUUUCAGAACAUUUGAAUUCCUAAAGAGAAAUGCUAUUUAUUGUAACCUUCAUUUUAUUAGGUAAUCAGGUUUACACUGCACAUGUGAUGGAUUCAAAAAUAUACAGAGUAUAAGUCUACAAGUAAUAUUUUGUGCUCAAGUCACCUCUAGCCCAGAGUUAUCUGGGGUUCAAAAUAGACAAAGUAGCUUUACAAAGAAGUCUAACAAUUGAUUAGCUGUAAAAAACAAACAAAACAGUAUUCAGAAAGAAAAUCCUACCCACAUCUUGGUGGGAAUAACAGGUAUUGUGGUAAGUACAAAAAGCAAGUGGGUGAGUUCCCAUUGUGGCUCAGCAGGUUAAGAACCUGACUAGAAUCCAUGAGGAUGCAGGUUCGAUCCCUAGCCUUGGAUCAGUGGGUCAAGGAUCUGGGGUUGCUGCAAGCUGCAGCAUAGGUUCAAAUGUUGCUUGGAUUUGGCAUUGUUGUGGCUGUGGCUGGAGCUGUAGUUCAACCCCUAGCCUGGGAACUUCCAUAAGCCAUGGGUGCAGUUCUAAGAAAGAAAAAAGAAAGGAAGAAAAAAAGAAAUUGGUCAUUUGUAGCUGAGCUUUUUUUGUUUUGUUUUAAACAAAGCUAUGUGGGAAAGCUAUGAAAAAAGUAAGUGUAAGACAAAGUUUCAUUUCCAGAAUUUUGGGUCUUCACAUGUUACUAAUCCAUAGCAGGCAGAUGCCCCAUAGGUUCUGUCUGGCAGAUUCAAAUAACACAAUCCAAGAGGCCCAAGUGCUUCUGCCUCCACUCACAUUCAGUCCAAAGAUGCCUCAGUGCUCAUGUGUCCCAACAAGGUUCAUGCCCUCGGCCACUUCCAUUAUUUGGGUGAGAGUAAACAAUAACCAGGAUCUGAUUGAGUUAUGUUUGGAAGGGUUUUCAAUACAUGAGACGUGUGUGAAAUGCCUGGCAAAGAGAAAGAGCCCAAUAAAUGUUAGUUUUUAAAAAUUCUGCAUUUGCAUUGGAUGGUACCCAGAAAUAGCAGUGAAAACCAUUUUGUUGCUUCCAAUUUGGGAGGCCCGGCUGCCACCAUUUUAUUCAAACUUUUAAGGAGAUAGUGUUGUACUGUGUUCUGAUUCACAAGAUAAAAAUAAAGUUGGGCUAACUAUAAUGUUGCCAUGCUCCCUUUGUACAGUUUUUGACCUCACUUUGAGCAAUCUUGGGUAGCCUUUCUGAUAGUUAUAUCAGACUUGCAAAGUACCUAUUCUCCAACAUUUCAUGUGGGGACCAGGAAAGGAGAGGGGCUGGCAUACUGCUACUUACCAGAAUGAAGAAGAUGAAUGACAAUGCCUUGCUGGAUAAAUACGUUAGGUAAAUUCAAAUCCAUAACAGAAAUAGAAGCACAGACAUCGUGCUCUCAUAAAUGUCAACAGUACAACACAAAGAUCUGGAAAGCCUGAAUUUAGUCACUUUACAAAGACUCUGCUCCCCAAACUAAGGAAUAUAUAUAUUUUUUUUCUUUCAGGGGUCCCUGACUCAAAGGAGAAAAAGAAUAAUAAAGGGCCAGAAGGAGAGGUUAAAAUGAACUUAAUUUGGUUACCAUUGAUUAUUUUAAAAAGUCACAUUAAAGUGAAACGUGGCUAAUUUAAAAUUUAAGAGAAUAAAGGCAAAGCUUUAUUCAGUAUGUCCAAUAAUGGGAACGUUUUAAAUUCUACUUCAGUUCCUGUAUGGGUAAUAAUGGGAUAGGGAAAAAGGACUAGAAAAAAAAAGUAUUAGAAAAGAAAUCUGGACAGAGAGUGAGGGAAACAGACCAACUGAGAGCCAAGAAAAAAAAAAACACACAUCGACAAUGGGAUGAAAUAUAUUAGAUUUAACUCUUAAAAAAGACCUGUGUUAUAAUGCCCUAUUCACAACUAUUCAUCUGUGCUGUGGUCUUCAGGAAUAAAACUUUCACUGCUAAUCCUUUUUUUUCUUUCUUUCUUUUUUUUUUUUUUAAUAUUUUGCCAUGCCUGUGGAAGUUCCCAGGCUAGGGAUUGAACCUGUGCCACUGAGCCACAGCAGUAACAAUGCCACAUUCUUAACCUACUGCACCUUAAGGGAACUUCUCACUGCUAGUCUUUAACAAGGGAUAUUAUUCACAAUUUAUCAAUUCUCUUUAUCCUUCAAAUUCUUACUAGGCUCACCACUGCUCAAUAGAACGUUCUUUGAUGCUGAGAACGUUCUAUGUAUGUACUGUGUUACGUGGCACCAACAUAUGACUACUGAGCACUUGAAAUGUGGCUAGUACAAUAAAGGAAUGGAAUUUGAAAUUUUAAUUAAUUUUAGCCAAAUUAAAUAGUCACAUGUGGCUAUCUUAUUAGUGUAAAGGUCUAAGGGACAUUUACAAUGGAAGGAAAACUGGUCUCAAGACCAAUAUGGAGAUGAAUAAACACAGGUGAAAUGAGAUCAUACAAUAAUGAAUUACAGCCUUGCAGCUGGAUCUUCUCUCAUCCUUAAAAUGUUUUCUUAUAUACACAAAGAACUCAAUAAACAUUAUUAAUACUAAUAAACAUACUAUAGCCAGACUAGCUUCAGAAGAGUGAUGGUACUUUAGGUGUGUAAUUCCUAGUCCAGAUAAAGCACACAAUGGAUCUGGAUGAACUGUUUUUUGUAUGUGUGUGCUCUAUAUCUAAACCCCCAUUGUUACAAAAUGAGAACAAUCCUACCUUCAUUGUCCCUCAAAGAAACAUACUAAGGAUGAACAGCUCCGAAAGUUCUUUGCCUUUCUCAUAAACUUGCUGUUCUUCACCACUUCAUUGGCUGUCUCUCUCCAAGACUUUUAGUACUUGGAUGAACAAGCUUUAUUAUUUUAUUUUACUUUAAUUUUAUUAUUUUUUCUUUUUACAGCCACACCUGUAGCAUAUGGAAGUUAGGGGUUGAAUCGGAGCUGUAGCUGCCAGCCUACAGCACAGCCAUAGCAAUGCAGGAUCUGAGCUGCAUCUGUCCUAUGGUGGAACUGUCUGCCAUUUACACCACCACUUAUGGCAAUGCCGGAUCCUUAACCUACUGAUCAAGGCCAGGGAUCAAACCACAUCCUCACGGACAGUAUAUCGGGUUCUCAACCUCCUGAGCCACAACGGGAACUCUGGAAGAAGGCUUUUAGAAGUGUUCAGUACUCCGUGCUGUCAUUUUCAUUAAUAGCUAUCAAUGAGCAGUUUGACUACUGUUCCAGCACUGCUCUGCAUCAUUUGAUCACUUUUCUACAUCACAGGUUUAACUUUCUUUGUAUUUAUUCAGCCUUACUUCAUUCAAUAGUAGUGAGUUUCUUUCCCUGCUAGCGAACUGUAAAUGUUUUAUUUCUUGAGUUAGACUUAGUGAAAUCCUCAAAAAGGAGAGAUCCUGGCCAUUAAUGAAUUGCCUGCAAAUCAUAACAGUGGCUACCCCUGCCUGAGUUAGUCACUGAGCAUCACCACAGCCUGGUAGGCAGUGCUUGUUGCCUAGUAAGCCAUCAAUAAACACUUUCUUUUGAAUGAAGGAAGGAGAGUAAGUCACGUUUAAGGAUGGGCAGCCUUUUAUAAGUAAACGAAUUGUGGACUAGGGGUCUCAAGAUAUCUUUUGAACUAAGCUUUUCAUCUUGACUACUCUUGAACAAGGAAGACAAUUUUACUUAUACUUUCCCAAUCAACUAGCCCUUCCUGUAACGACUAAGACCAGAGCUUCCCUUUACACCUGUGACUUAUACAGGCAUCUCCACCCCCUCAGCUCAGGAACAAUUGCUCCCUGCUGUGUCCACCAAAAGGGCCCUAGAGCCAGGGGUGAGACCUAUUUCGGCCUUCACCGUAGCCAGCGUUUCUCCGACCCGCCGCAGGGCUGGGGACAUCUCUUUACAUCUACGACUCCAGCACACCCUCCCCCGCUUAGCCUUUCGCACGCCUUGCCUCUCUCUUACAACAGCCAGCGUAAUACCAGCCCUUCCUCAGACCCCCGCCAGAAGAAUUCCCGCUUCCGCCAGGGGCGUCGGUCCCGCGCGGGCGCUGGGGAACCGGGCUUCCGCGUUGGCGAGGGACGUAGGCUGUGACGUCAUCGCGCCCUGACGUCAGGCUGAUGCACAGCCGUCUCCAGGGAGACCGGGAAAGCUGUUUCGUACCCCGCGGAAUCGAAGUCUAGAUUAUUUUACUUCAGCACUCCCUCAGUGUAUUUUGGGAAAUUAUGGAUCGUCACGUGCCCAUGCAUGCAUUACCUGAAGAAAUACAAAAGAUGUCCCCUGAAGAAAAGGUUUGUAAGUACUGUGGAGUCAGCUAUCUAAUUCUUCAUGAGUUUAAGGCUAUGGAAGAAAAAGUGAAAGUGAUGGAAAAAGAGAUGAAAUUUUAUCAAGGAAGUGUAGAACGUGAAAAGAGACUUGAAGAAAAGCUACAGUCUCUUAGCCAAGAUUUCGAACAGUACAAAACUGACAAUGAAUCCCAAACAGAAAGAAUUCGAGAUGCAAGCAUGCAGUUAAAAAGUCAACAAAAUGAAUUUCAGAGAGUGCAGAAAGAAUUAAGUCAUUUGCAACAGGAGUUAAAAAUUAAACAGAGACAAUCACAAAUCUUCAGUCAGAGACUGACAGAGUACAAAUAUUUCUGGAAUAAGACUCUUUCAUUACUUACUUUUACUAAAAGGGAGCUAAACAGAAUUAAAAAUGAAGUGUAUGAUAAUUUUCAAAACUGGACUUCACUGAAAGGAGAAGUUUUUCUACAAAUUAAAUCCAUAACUGAAACAGCCUUGACAGAAAUAAAGAUACUAAAUAAAAGUUUGACAGUAUCCCAGAGAAAUAAUGUAUGCCUUGAAGAGGAAAUGAAAAAUCUGAAAUUGUUGUCAGAUGCAGCCAUACUGAGGUCUCAGCAAAUUCAGAUAUCCAAACAGCAGGAAGUAAACUUGCAAACCAGAUGCCAUGACUUGCAAGAAGAAGUACUAGAUUUACAGUGUCAAGUAGAAGCACUUGGACUAAAACUUCAGAAGGCAGUGACUGAGAUGGACAGCUAUAAAGAAAAGUUCACGAGUAAAUCUCUUGAAGCCGAUGAGUGUCAAAGAGAACUUAAAAAACUGAAGUUUGAAUCCAUUAUUUCUGAUUCACGGCACACCAGAUUGCUUAAAGAAAAAGAAGAAUCUUUAAUGACUUGUCAACAAAUAUAUAAAACUUUACAGGAAGAACUGACUGCAAAAGAAAGACAAGAAGAAGACUUUAAAAGAAGAAUUAAUCUUGCAGAUAAUGAACUAGGGAUAACCAAAACUCUUCUGAAUCAGACAAGGGAAGAGGUUGCAACACUGAAAAAUGAAAGGGCAUCAAUGCUGAUUUCACAUCAGAAAAGCAUCGAGCAGCUGCAGGAAACCCUGAGACAGAAGCUGCUGAGUUAUGAUAACUGGAGGGAGAAGAUUGAAGCUGAAUUUGCCAAGGAAAGAGCCCAACAUUUAGCUGAAUUUCAGGAGCAAGCUCUUCUCUUUAAGGAAGAAGCUAAACUGGAGCUUAAUACUGAAAAGGAAAAACACCAAGAAAUAAUCCAAAAAUAUAAGAAAGAACAAGAGGAAUUACAAAUGAAGAUAUCUGACUUAAUCGAAGGCGCUACUAGAGAGUUAAGGCUGAAAGUAGCCGCUCUUGAAGAAAAACUCCAUGAAUCCCAUGUUAAGUAUAGCAAAGAAUCUGAGUCAAAGGAGAAAGAAAUUGAAAACCUUAAAAAUUUGGUUGCAGAAUUUGAAUCACGCUUGAAGAAGGAAAUUGACAGUAAUGAUUCUGUUUCAGAGGACUUGAGGAAGGAAAUGAAACAGAAGUCAGAUGUACUGGAAAGAGUAAUGCUGGCACAAACACAACUGAUACAGCAAUUCAACCAGUCCCAGGAAGAGAACACUUUUCUUCAGGAAACAGUGCGUAGAGAGUGUGAAGAACGCUUUGAACUGACGGAAGCUUUGAGUCAAGCCAGAGAACAGCUCCUGGAGCUCAAGAAGCUGGGCUCACGUUUACCGCUGUCAACAUGCUCCCUCAGCCAGGGCAGCCUAACCUCCUCUGCUGCGGCCAGCAGCAGUCAGGGAGAGAGAAGGCCUGCAAGACUGAACUCAGAAAAGGGAAUCAAAAUCCCCAGCCUGCACGCAGUGUCAAAACCCACCACUUCCCCAGCCUCAGCUCAGCCCAUCAGGGUCAGCAGCUCAGGUCUACCCACACUCCCCCAGCCACACCCUCCCCGGGGUGGACCAUCUUCAGUUAGCGAGACCAGGCAGAGACUGGCUGCCAUCCUGCAGAGGAGACUGAGUCAGCAGUGACAGAUCCAAAGUGAGGAGCAGGCUGCCUGUCUUUCCCAGAGUGCCAGAGACACACUGUAACUAAGGAUGCCAGAAAUCAAAUUAUUAUCCAGAUUAAGGAUGCAUAUUUACAAAUAUUUUUAACAAAACAAUUGGAAAAGCUAGAAAAUUGUGAAGCAACAUUUUCCAAGAGGGCUGUGAAACUGCAACACAUGAUGAAGCUGUUGGUAUUCCAGAGGGCCCAUUUCUAUAUUUAUGGAUUGUGUGUUUAGGUGUACUCUAUGAAUAUGCCCUUUUAGAGAUGAUAGGGAAAGAAAUUUCACCCAUAGCAUCUUUUUUUAUUUUUUGCACCAUUACAAGCACAUAUAUUUACAACAACAACAACAACCAAAAAUAGACCAUAUUGGUUUUGUUGAUGUUUGUUCAUUUGUUUGUUGAGCUGAAUAGGUUAAAUAGAUGUAAUUAGUAUUCCAAAUAGAAAACGAAAGUAUUUUAGUCCCUAAUUUGGUAAUUUUCAGAAUGCUUAUUAGUUCAAAUAUUCACAGAGUUCAUCAUUAUCAUCAAAAGUUUAUCUUUUCACCUCACAAUCUAAUUGGUUAAUCUAAUUUCUUUUUAAGCUAGGUCAGAAGUAAUGAUAGGUUACCUUCAGAAAGACAGUCCGGGGACCCUCUAGAAAAAGGGACAGCAACUCCAAUUCAAGGUAAAGGUGAUUUAUUCCUCAAACUAUAGAGACUAUUUUAGAAAACAAAGAGCUUAGCCAUGAAAAUAUUACUUGGUAGAGAUUUUUUUGAAUGCUUUUUGAUACUCCAGGUCAGGUUUUGGUUUGAACUGGUAUUCUGGAGCCAUUUUGUAGAGGACUAAUUCAGACAGUUUAGUAGAGGCACAUAGUGCUAAUUUGGUAUUCAAAUUUUAUUACCUCUGAAAAUGCACAUCUGGUUAACAUAUUUUCUAUUUUCAGAGUGAAAAAUUAAAACCAGAAACCAGGCCAGCUCUUUUAUUUAAAGCUUUGGGCUCUUCCUGUUUCUUAAAACACCACUCUUUACCUUACGCUAGUGAUUGUCUAUCCUUUUCUCCAUCUAAUAGAAGUGUUAUUUUUCUUCCAUGACUGACUUUAUUCAAAUCCUUCACUGGCUGCAUCAUGGACAUCCAGGCUUCUUACUCCAGAUUAGAAUAAUACUAACACAUGUGAAAUACGGCACAUAAAAUUCUCUGCUAUUUGGCUGCCAUUUUGAUGAGAAAAUCUAAAGGUACUUGGAAUCCCUCCCAUGUGCAAAAGAAGUAAAGUUACUAAACAAAAUCAAGUUUAUCUCCAAUCUUUCAAAGGACUGAUCUAAUCUACCAACAGGGUGGUUUUAACCCCCCAAAAUUCAGCUAAUUUCCCUAACCAGUUUAAGUGUGCAUAUCUUGUGGAAAGGCUUAGAAUGCUUACUUUUGUUUUACAGAGAUUGGCGGAUCUUAUAAUGGCAUUUGACAAGAGAACAUAAAGUCAUAUAAUGGUGGUGCUAGAAUGGACUUUAGAGGUACCCCAACAAUCUAUUUCUUUUUUUUUCUUUUUUUUUUUUUUUUUUUUUUUUUUUGCCAUUUUAUUUGUGUCUUAUUGACGCCUGGAUGCCCAGGACCUGAGCACACGCUCCCACAGCGUACAGUCACUCCUUCCACAACUGCUGAUUGGCUUUCAGGUUCCCUUCCUACUUGUUGAACUGUCCGUGCAAGGCCUAUGUUUUCUUGGACCACAGCCCCAGGGGCUUGUACUUCUUGCUGUUGUAGGAUGUCCUGAGGUUCUUUCUGAGUCAGGUUAAUGACGGUGAGAAUGUGGGUGAUGGAUUUGCUAACCACUCUGACCCUGGAGAGUUUGGAAGCUGACCUGCCUGUCACUUUAGCACAUGCAGCUGAGACAGCGCCACCUUCAGGUCCUCCCAUUGUUUCAGCAGCUCGUCCUUCUUGCUGCCAAGAUCUCCACCUCCGUUCUUAGCCAUGGCUGUACAAGCUGCGGCCUCCUCCUCCUUGGAGGGAAAGUGCAACAGUCUUUUUACAAAUAAGGAAUAGAUGACCAAAGAAGUCUGACUUUGCUAAGGUGGUACACCUAGUAGUGACCAAGCUAGGACAAGAACCACUGUUACCUGACCACUGUUACUCUUUCCAUCUCACUUUUGCACUCACCAGAUCCCCAAACCUCCAUCAUGACUUUGUCAGAAGCACCUACAGUAAUAUUUUCUCUAAAAAAUGGGCUCAAUUUUUAAACUUUAUAUAAAAAGGAGAUUUGACCUAAGGAAGUAUAGUUAUAAAGUGAUGGGUUUAAUAUUCUGUUUUCAUAUAUCUAUUAAAAUACAAAAUACUGUUGGUAUAGCCCCUAAAAUCAUCUUGUAUAAUGCCAACAGUACUCAUGACACUCUGGAGACCCCGUCACUAGACCUCGAUGUUUUUCGAUCCAGUGUUUGCAUGUUCAGAUGACAAAUGCACGUGACAUAAGAUGGAUAGCAAAAGCUUUAGUAAAAGCCUAAGAGAAUGUUGGGGCAGCAGAUGCUACAACAUUUUAUACAUGCCUUAACAUAAUCCUGCAAUUUCAUCUAUCUCUUCAGGAGCUGUGGAUAUACAUUUUUGUCUCAAUGAUUAAUAUAUUUAAAUUUUUAAAGAAAGUCACCCAUAACCUUUUCUAAGGUGAUGUGAAAGCCAUCAGUGCAAAACCUGGUCUCUCGAUAAACCCUUGCUUAAAAUGAGUAAUUCUAUAAAUUAUCACUCUAAGAAUAGAAUCAUGAUCUACAGUGAGACUGUGUUGUAUUCCACAAGUAUGUCGGAGAGAUAUUUCCAUGGAUAAACAGAGAAUCAAUAUUUACAUUUAGCUCAGCCUAGAGCACUUGAAGCAGUCUAAGCUGUGUGCUUAUAUCUUUUGAAGAAAGACACUUGAAGAAAAGAGAAUAGAAUUAAAGUAGGUAACCUGAGGGUUAAGAAUGCAUUCAAACUUUCCUUGGUUUUCCCACUGAUAAACGAACUCCUGGCAUGAAA
Messenger RNA from Sus scrofa (pig), 13906 nucleotides. NCBI's taxonomy places the organism in Eukaryota, Metazoa, Chordata, Mammalia, Artiodactyla, Suidae. The record is from RefSeq and is a predicted model, not a curated record.